AUGGUCGUAAAUACAGAUAAAACCACCUUUCAAUUGUUUUCCCUCAGUACAAAACAUCACGACAUUCAACUUCAGUUUAAUGACAAGGAUCUGAAUAGAAUUUUUGAUACUGUCUACUUGGGUAUUCACUUAAACACAAAAUUAACUUGGACGAAACAUGUUAAUUCAGCCGUUGAUAAAGGAUAUGCCAGAUCAAGACUAUUGAAACGUUUAGCUAGUGCCACUUGGGGCUCAACCCAAGAUGUCUUGUGUACAGCCUAUAAAAGUUAUGUUCGUCCUGUUGUUGAAUAUGGAAACGAAGCUUUGAUAACCGCCUCAGACUCCAUUAAAAACAAAUUUGACCUAUUCCAAAACAACAUGUUGCGAUUGAUCACUGGUGGUGCUACAUCAACCUCCAUAGUUGCUAUGGAACUUCAGAUUGAACUAGAACCGUUAAAUGAAAGGUGCCAAAGCGCUGCCAUAAACCUCGUUGAAAAAAUCUUAUGA
Molecule: messenger RNA, 486 nt
Organism: Stegodyphus dumicola
Lineage: Eukaryota; Metazoa; Arthropoda; Arachnida; Araneae; Eresidae
Source: RefSeq, a predicted model, not a curated record